This is a messenger RNA of Fusarium poae, 1539 nucleotides long. It is a transcript of the gene ATG17, whose product is annotated as autophagy protein 17. The record is from RefSeq and is a predicted model, not a curated record. The transcript has 2 exons. The coding region runs from base 1 to 1539 and encodes 512 amino acids. Gene Ontology annotation, cellular component: phagophore assembly site; Atg1/ULK1 kinase complex. Gene Ontology annotation, molecular function: protein kinase activator activity; molecular adaptor activity. Lineage: Eukaryota; Fungi; Ascomycota; Sordariomycetes; Hypocreales; Nectriaceae. Gene Ontology annotation, biological process: activation of protein kinase activity; autophagy of peroxisome; autophagosome assembly.
AUGGCUUCUUCUUCUUCUGCUACCUCUUUGCGACAAGGUUCAUCCGGAGCCUCGUCCCGUCAUUCACAUCCACAGUCUACUUCGCUCUCGAGACACUCAAACUCAAACUCAUCAUCACGCAAUGUCGACUCCAACGCGCCGUCCAUCUCCAUCGAAACUCUCGUCACUCAUCUCUUGGUCGCUAAACGAUCGCUUUCUUCCAUGACUUUGGUCUUGCGCGCAAACGAAAUCGCAAACGCUGCGCGGCAGUCCCAUGAGGAUGUCGCUAUACUAGCUGCCCAGGCGGGCUUUCUGAAAGAGUCUAUACUUGAUCAGACUACGAUACUUGUUAGGGUGAGGAGGAGUCUGCAAGGUACUUAUGAUUGGGGGAAGAGAGACUUUAAAAAGCUUCUCAGGUCGAUGGACUUGGUUGAUGGAGGGCUGGAACAUACCAUGGAGAUGCUCCGUGAUACGAGCGUCGAAGGUGUCUUUCGUCCAGACGGUGAAGAGAGACGGAGUCUUCUUGACUUUAUCGAUGAAGGAGGUGUUCACGGCGUUAGAGAGGCUAUGAAGAAAAGUAUCCAAGAGCUACAGUCUUUCGACGGCGAUUUACUCCGCUUCGACACCGACAUUCGCAAUCUCAAAAAGAUCAUCACCGAUACCCCGACCUUGUCCCACGAUGACACCCACAUACCCACAUUUGAGCUCCUCGAAAGCCUGGUUGACCACUCAGCCAACAUGGCGCAGCUACUUGUUUCGUUGACGCACCACUUCGACAUGUGCGUCACAGCGAUCCGAACAACAGAAGGCGGUGUCGCUCUCGCGCGUCGUAGAGCCGCAGAAGCAACACAGUCCCAAGGAAAUGACGGCGUGUCCAUUUCUGGGGUCAUCGCCGAGCAGGAAUCCAACGUAUCCGAUCUCGAACCAAACACUGCUAAAGACCGUGCCGAGAUGUUGAAGGUGGUUGUCCAGGAUGCGGGCGAGGUGGAAGAUGUGGUUCAGGAAAUACAGGAACGCCUCACGGCAAUGGAACAGGAUUACCUAGUGCUGCAGGAACAGCACGAUAUUUCGAAACAGGCAUAUACAAAUAUGCUCGAAGCAUAUGCAGUCCUCGGCGAAAUCGGGGAUCGACUUGCAGACUACCUCGCUGCGGAAGGAGACUUUAAAUCACGAUGGGAUAUGGAAAAGGAGAGUGUAUUCUCCAAGUUACAGGAGAUGCAACAACUCAAGGAAUUUUAUGAGAGGUACGCAAGUGCGUACGACAGUCUCAUCCUCGAAGUCGAGCGUCGACGCGCAGUAGACGAUCGCGUCAAGAGUAUAUGGCGCAAAGCCCAAGAAAACGUCGAUAAACUUCUCGACGCUGAUGGUGCAUCCCGCGAGACGUUUAGACAAGAUGUAGGAGAGUACCUCCCCACGGAUCUAUGGGCUGGGAUGCAAGGGUCUGCGAAGAAGUGGGCUGUCGUGCCCGAUGGUGAAGGGGAGGAUAUUCAGGGUCCUGCGCUGAGGAAGAGUGUUGUUGAAGCUGCGAGGGAGAGACUUGCACGGGUGGAAAGGAGGUAG